This is a messenger RNA of Symbiodinium sp. CCMP2592, 867 nucleotides long. The record is from the annotation of a GenBank genome assembly. NCBI's taxonomy places the organism in Eukaryota, Dinophyceae, Suessiales, Symbiodiniaceae.
AUGACAAAAGUGGAUCCACGGACGCCUCCCGCGGCACCCGAGACGUACCCCGUGAUCCUCAAGGAGAUUGACUGCCAAUUCUAUGUCGGCACCUGGGUCGUGCAUGAUGUGCAAGAGUGGCAAGAUCUCAUGACGAAACUCCAGAAACGAUCCCAUGAGGAGUUCGAUCGGAGGAGGCAGUUCUAUUUCAAGUGGUUCCAGAAGCUCUAUCCGGACGCUAUGCCCGAGUCGCGGUGGCAGGACUUGGUUAUGUACCACGUCGAGCCGUACUUCGAAGGAAGGGAGCAUCAAAUCGAAAUUGUUUUUGACGAGAGCCACGGCGAGCACACGUUGAUCGCCGACACCGGAGACUUGAUCAAGCACGAGGAGGUCCUGACAAUGUUCGUGACACCAGGCUCCUUCGAGGUGCCAAAGGAGUGGACCCAUGCGAUCACCAAGAAGCUCCAUGAACUGGGCUACAAGAACCAGGCGAUCGACCUGGAGUUCAUCUUCACGAAGGACGGACCGCAGCUGGUUGAGAUCAACAGCCGCUACAGCUACAUGGGGUAUUGGUCCUGGUACACGCAAAUGUCGCAGAAGUCCACGCUGAUGCAUCAGCCCGAUGUGCGGAACCUUGAGAACCGAACUUGCUCAUGCCUCGGCAUGAAGGUCCCGAAGUUCCCUUCGGAUAUGAACAUUGUCUCCAAGUUGGCAGUGGCCGUGUACACCAACAAGACCGGGAAGUUGGACACGAUUGUCAACACAGCGUUUUUGGACAAGUUCCUGGAGGAUGGACCUCCCCAGUCAGAGAUGAGCUCGCCUCCAAGCAAAGCACCACUGCCUAGGGCGAGCUUUAGCAGCAUCGGGGCCGCAAGCCCCAAAACCUGA